AAAUAAGGGAAAUUGAUCCCAUGCCGGUGACGUCGUGGUGGGCCUGGCUGAGUCGGGGCUGGGCUCGGAGGGGGCGGGGGCUGUCGCGACUGCUGUUUCUGGUUCGACCCCUGUCGCAGCCGAGGCGCUCCUAAACGGGCCGCGGCAGUUGCGCCCUUUUCGGAAGGGGGCGACCCACCGAGGCCUGUCGCCAUCAUGCACGACGCCUUCGAGCCGGUGCCGAUUUUGGAAAAACUGCCUCUGCAGAUCGACUGUCUGGCUGCUUGGGAGGAAUGGCUUCUCGUUGGGACUAAACAAGGACACCUCCUUCUUUAUAGAAUUCAAAAGGAAAUUGGAGAGGUUACGACAUCAGAAAGUGGCUGUUGCAACAGAUUUGAAGUGACUCUAGAGAAAUCAAACAAGAACUUCUCCAAGAAGAUUCAGCAGAUCCAUGUUGUAUCCCAAUUCAAAAUUUUGGUCAGUUUGUCAGAAAACAACGUUUAUGUUCAUGACCUGUUGACAUUUCAACAGAUCACAACUGUUCCCAAGGCAAAGGGUGCAACUCUCUUCACAUGUGAUCUGCAGCACUCUGAGACAGGAGAAGAAGUUCUGAGGAUGUGUGUGGCAGUUAGAAAGAAGCUGCAGCUGUAUUACUGGAAGGACAGAGAUUUCCACGAGCUGCAGGGAGACUUCAGUGUGCCAGAUGUACCCAAGUCAAUGGCAUGGUGUAAAAAUUCCAUCUGUGUGGGUUUCAAGAGAGACUACUAUCUCAUAAGGGUGGAUGGAAAAGGGUCAAUCAAGGAACUCUUCCCCACAGGAAAGCAGCUUGAGCCACUGGUAGCCCCUUUGGCAGAUGGCAAAGUUGCUGUAGGCCAAGAUGAUCUAACUGUUGUGUUAAAUGAAGAAGGGACCUGUACCCAGAAAUGUGCCUUGAACUGGACUGAUAUCCCAAUAGCCAUGGAACACCAGCCUCCAUACAUUGUGGCAGUACUGCCACGAUAUGUAGAGAUCCGUACUUUUGAGCCCCGUCUCCUGGUGCAGAGCAUUGAACUACAGAGGCCUCGCUUCAUUACUUCUGGGGGCACAAAUAUUGUGUAUGUGGCCAGCAAUCAUUUUGUUUGGCGCCUCAUUCCGGUUUCCAUUGCAACCCAAAUCCAGCAGCUUCUCCAAGAUAAACAAUUUGAAUUGGCUCUGCAGUUGGCAGAUAUGAAAGAUGACUCUGAUAGUGAAAAGAAACAACAAAUCCAUCACAUUAAGAAUCUCUAUGCUUUCAACCUCUUCUGCCAAAAACGCUUUGAUGAAUCCAUGCAAGUCUUUGCCAAACUUGGUACAGAUCCCACCCAUGUAAUGGGUCUCUAUCCUGAACUGUUGCCCAGUGAUUACAAGAAACAGCUCCAGUAUCCCAACCCAGUGCCAGUUCUUUCCCCAGCAGAGCUGGAGAAAGCACAUUUGGCACUUAUAGACUACCUAACUCAGAAAAGAAGUCAGCUGGUGAAGAAGCUGAAUGAUUCAGACCAUCAGUCUAGUACUUCCCCACUUAUGGAAGGAACUCCCACCAUCAAAUCAAAGAAAAAACUGCUGCAGAUCAUUGACACAACUCUGUUGAAGUGCUACCUCCAUACCAAUGUAGCCCUAGUGGCACCACUGUUGAGACUGGAAAACAAUCAUUGCCACAUUGAGGAAAGUGAGCAUGUGCUCAAGAAAGCCCAUAAAUACAGUGAGCUGAUCAUACUAUAUGAGAAGAAAGGUCUGCAUGAAAAAGCCUUGCAGGUGCUAGUGGACCAGUCAAAGAAAGCUAACUCGCCUUUGAAGGGCCAUGAGAGGACAGUACAGUAUUUGCAACAUUUGGGAACUGAGAACUUGAAUUUAAUAUUUGCCUAUUCUGUUUGGGUGCUUAGAGAUUUUCCUGAGGAUGGAUUGAAAAUAUUUACAGAAGAUCUUCCUGAGGUGGAAUCUCUCCCACGCUACAAGGUUCUUAGCUUCUUGAUAGAGAACUUUAAAAACCUGGCUAUUCCCUAUUUGGAACAUAUAAUCCAUACAUGGGAAGAGGCUGGUUCAGAAUUCCACAACUGCCUGAUUCAGCUCUACUGUGAGAAGGUGCAAGGCUUAAUGAAGGAAUAUCUCAGCUCUUUUCCUCUGGAUAAAGCCACAGUGCCUGCAGGAGAAGAGGAGGGGGAAUUAGGAGAAUACAGGAAAAAUCUUCUCUUCUUUCUUGAGACGUCCUGUUGCUAUGAUGCUGAGCAGCUCAUCAGUGACUUUCCCUUUGAUGGCCUCCUAGAAGAACGUGCUCUGUUGUUGGGACGGAUGGGGAAUCAUGAACAAGCCCUUUUCCUAUACGUUCAUAUCCUGAAGGAUACAAAAAUGGCUGAGAACUACUGUCACAAACACUAUGACAGAAGCAAAGAUGGCAAUAAAGAUGUGUACUUGUCUCUGCUCCGGAUGUAUCUCUCACCACCUAGUGUUCAUUGCUUGGGACCAAUAAAAAUGGAAAUACUAGAGCCUAAAGCCAAUCUCCAGGCUGCAUUGCAAGUUUUGGAACUUCAUCACAGCAAGUUGGAUACUACCAAAGCUAUAAACCUCCUCCCAGCAAAUACUCAAAUUAGUGAGAUCCGAAUCUUCCUGGAAAAAGUCCUUGAAGAAAAUGCCCAGAAGAAGCGGUUUGGUCAAGUUCUUAAAAACCUCCUCCAUGCUGAAUUCCUUAGAGUACAAGAGGAACGGAUUUUACAUCAGCAAGUGAAAUGUAUAAUCACAGAAGAAAAGGUUUGCAGUGUGUGCAAAAAGAAGAUUGGAAAUAGUGCCUUUGCCCGCUAUCCAAAUGCAAUAGUUGUGCAUUAUUUCUGUUCCAAGGAAGUUGGUGCAGUGGACACAUGAAAACAUUCUCAUUCAUGCAUUACAUGCAGUAGCCAUGGUGCUCACAUGGAAGGAGAGAUGAGACAAGCAACCUUUGUCUUCAAGGAAUCUUCUGAGGCAUGUUGGUUACAAACAGCUCAAGCCCCAAGUUGUUUCACCAGAUGACUCCCCUUGCAAGCUGCCAACAUUGGCUUAGUAGGAAAACGGACAUCUAACAAUGCUUUGAUAUACGUGGCACUAAACUAACCUCAUAGCAUUUCAGCAUGAGGAAGAAUUAAAACUAAAUGGGAAUGAGCUUCUAUUGCACUACAGAUCUUGCAGCAGUAACCUUCAGACUGUUCUGAUAUUGACCAAUAAAGGCCAAGUCAUGUUAAAAAUGAGAUGGGAAUGGGGCGGGUGGGGGGAGAGAAUACAUUAUGUGUGUGGAUUCUACAUUCCAAUCAUAGAUGGAAAAAUUCUUACAUUGUAACUUUUCAGCAUUGCAUUGAGAUCUACUUUUAUCAGCCAUUUGGAGGCUGGCACUUCCAGAAAGGCUGUGCCCAGAUUUUUCUUCCUCUUAGUGUUAGGAAUAUUGGCUGGAGAAUAUUGCCCUUUGCAUCUGAAGUGGUUAUUAUCACUAAGAUAAGAGUUCCAAAGGAACUAGUUUCAUACAAUAUGAUAAAAACUGGAAAACGUAUUCUUUUAGUUUUGUUUUUGAGAACUAUGUAAAUAUGAAUGAAGAUACUAUUUGCACUGUGUACAGUCACUUCCAUUAUGAAUGGAAUGAAAAGUGGUAAUGGUUUUCUGAAGGGAAGGGGAACUAGCAUCUGCACUCGUACCAAAAAGUAAAAUGAGCAACCCUUUAGAGAAUUUCAUUUUUAAAAGGGGUGGUUUUUUUCAUGCUGCUUGAGAAUUUGAUCUACUUUGGAGUCACAAUUGCAUUGAAACAAUCAAUUUUUUAUGCACCCUUCAGCUUCAAGUAAAGCAGACUUUUACUUCAAUGUCAGUAUUUCAAGUUCCUUAAGCUAAGUCAAGUUGGUACUGUUCUGUAAUUUUUUGGGUAUCUAGAUCACUCUUAAUACUGGAAAAUCUUAGCUUGCAACACAUGCCCUCACAGGUUGUAACACUUUUGUCUGACUUUUUCCCUCAACAUCUAAUCCAUUAUGAAAGGCAUAUACUUUUUUUUCUUUUGUGUGUCCUCAUGAAUGUAAAAACAAUCUCAGCAAAUAAGUCUAGGCUCGUGAUUUGAGUAACUGGAGGGGGAAAUUACCUCAACAUACCAGUUGAGCUUUUUUUUUUUUUAAUACUACUCAUUUGGUGAUUAGGGCAUAGAAUCCAUUUCAAGUUUUUUUGCCUAAAAUUCACCAUUGUCCCUAGAUAAGUGCAUUGAGGAAAUAAUAGAUAAGGAAAAUCAUUACCAGGAUCUUUGGAUUUCACUCACAGUACAUGUUUGAAAGGUUUCAAGGACUUGUUGAAGCAGGAGGAUAAAGUGGUGUUUAUCUGUUGCAAAACAGCUUGGCCCUUUUUUUGGCAGCUCCUUCCCUGGUUACUUCCAUCACAAUUGCAGUGAAUUCUAUCCUCAAGGUCAGUGAUUUGGGCAGUAAAUACCGAUUGUGUCUUACUGCUGGUUUGGGGGUUGUUCUUGUGCUGAGAUGAAAACACUUUUUGGUACUUUGUAUUUCUUCUAUUUGAGCAAGAGAGUGUACAAUUAUAUUGGGUUGUAUUUGUGCAUUUAUUAAGGAUCUUUUGUUUCUAAACCAGACCAGGCAUUGUGGCUGGAGAUUGGAUGAGAGAUUCAUCUAUAAUGGACAGCAAAAGGAAGUUAUUCUACAAAAACUAAUCUGUGCAGACCAUUGUGGCACUACUGAUACGUCUGCUGUCAAUAAAGCUGUGUGCUCUACUGAAGUAACUCAAAUGUACUUUUCCUCCUUCACAGCAAAACAUGUAUGUGCCUCAGUUCAGCUUUCUUACAUAGCUUUUGCAGAGAUGUGGUUUGUGCUAUAAUUGCCUGCUGGUAAUCUUGCACAGUAUCUGAGACUUACUAACUGUACAGCAGGUUUAUUUAAAGCAAUAAAUUAUUGUAAAGAUUUGAAAAAUCG
Hemicordylus capensis (graceful crag lizard) is the source of this 4907-nucleotide messenger RNA. It is a transcript of the gene VPS39, whose product is annotated as VPS39 subunit of HOPS complex. The coding region runs from base 196 to 2850 and encodes 884 amino acids. Gene Ontology annotation, biological process: intracellular protein transport; endosomal vesicle fusion; autophagy. The record is from RefSeq and is a predicted model, not a curated record. Gene Ontology annotation, molecular function: protein binding. Lineage: Eukaryota; Metazoa; Chordata; Lepidosauria; Squamata; Cordylidae. Gene Ontology annotation, cellular component: membrane; cytoplasm. The transcript has 26 exons.